CCUAUUUAAAUCAAUGUGAUAAACGAGUCAGAGCAAAAGUAAUCUAAAAGUAGUCCGAUUACAUUACCAAAAAUGUGUAAUGGAUUACAUUACUACCAACACAUUUUUAUCACGUAAUCUGUAAUCAGUAACUAAUCUACCCAGCUCUGCUUCAUACACAAUUAUCAGGUGUUAUGUUGUCUAAUCGUACAGUAAUACUCUCAGAUUGUGUAUAAGAUCAUCAAAUGAGCAGCGAACUGAUGAUCCGUGAUUUUAUUCCCAUAUGAAUUGAAUCGAUUUCUUAAAGGAGUUGAAGUACGGAUUGAAAAUUCUAAGGGAAGAGUGUUUGUCAUGAAAGUUAUGUCACAAUACAUAAUAUGUUUUUUGAGAUUCCCCCAGCCUUAAAUGCAUGGUUCUUGUGUUGCUCCCAGAUCUUGGCCAGUCUGUUCUAUCUGUACUUCAUCUUGGUGCGAUUGUGCAUCCCUGUGUUCACAAACAAGAGCAACCAGCCCUUCAGUACACGGACAUUCAUCCUGGCGCUCUUCCACGCCGCGUUUCCAGGGAUGCUCAUGUUAAUGCUGGGUUUCUACGCAUUUCUGCACUGCUGGCUCAAUGCUUUUGCGGAGAUGCUGCGUUUCGCUGACCGCAUGUUUUACAGAGACUGGUGGAACUCGACGUCCUUCGCUAAUUACUAUCGCACUUGGAACAUCGUCGUACACGACUGGCUUUAUUACUACAGCUACAGAGACUUCCUCUGGCUGACGGGUCAUAAGCUCCGAUCGGUCGCCACGCUGUCUGUUUUUGCUGUUUCUGCAUUAGUUCAUGAAUACGCCUUCACCUUAGGCUUCGGAUUCUUCUACCCGGUGAUGUUCUGCACGUUCGCGGGCAUCGGUGGUAAGAAAACGAGAGAUCCUAGUGUGAAACAUACAAAAUAUAAUUAUGAACAUUGCAUUAACAGUGAAUGAGAUUCAAAAAGAAUUAAAACAAGUCAUGCACAGUUUGAUUUAUAGAGCCAAGUGAACUUUGUUCCAGCUAG
Sinocyclocheilus grahami is the source of this 1015-nucleotide messenger RNA. Its product is annotated as sterol O-acyltransferase 2-like. Gene Ontology annotation, biological process: cholesterol efflux; cholesterol metabolic process. Gene Ontology annotation, cellular component: endoplasmic reticulum membrane. The coding region runs from base 357 to 944 and encodes 195 amino acids. Lineage: Eukaryota; Metazoa; Chordata; Actinopteri; Cypriniformes; Cyprinidae. The transcript has 4 exons. Gene Ontology annotation, molecular function: fatty-acyl-CoA binding; cholesterol O-acyltransferase activity; cholesterol binding. The record is from RefSeq and is a predicted model, not a curated record.